UUUGAUCAUGUGAUCGGCAUAGAUCAGAGGUAAACAAAUCAAGGCGGUACUCGGUGUUUUAACCGUAUCCCCCGCUAAGUACUAAUGUUUAUGAAGAAAAACAUUAGGACAGUUUGACCUAGAGACUAUGGAAUUUUCACUUAGAAAUUGGAUUGGACUUUUCCUCCUUGGGUCAAUCAAUAACUUACCCUAUGUCAUAGUCACCUCUGCUGCAAAAACCAUUGCUGACAGCUUUGACAAAAGAAAUGAUGUGGGGGUGGUGUUUGGUGCCAAUGUAGCUCUGUCUGUCAUUGUCAAAGCAAUCAAUGGCCUGUUUUUACUAAAAGUGCCAUAUUGGAUCAGAUAUGUAGUGAAUGCAGGGUUAAUGGUUAUAGGCUUGAUUGGAGUUGCCUUUGCUUUUGAUUUCUGGUUUGCAAUUGUCUGCAUUGUAGUGGUGGGUUCCUCAGCAGCCUUUGGUGAAAACGUAGCCCUGGGAUAUUUACGUCUUUUUCCCAGUAAAAGUGUUAAUGCCUGGUCCAGUGGGACAGGCAUGGCGGGAAUAUUAGGUUCUGCUAUUUACAUUAUCUUUGGUUGUUCGAUAGGAGAAAGCAAUAAAACUUCACAAUUGAAAACAUUAACAAAGUACGCCUUCCUAUUGACGUUACCAUUUGUAGCCGUGUAUCUCAUCGCGUAUUUCUUCAUCAUCAAAGCUCCUAAAGAAGACGACACUAUUCACCGAAGAAAUGUUCAAGACCGUUUAGAUGAAGAAAAGAAGCCAAUUUUGCAAGAUUCGGAUUCUGAAAGCACAGUAAUCCGUGUCCCAAAGGAAUCCCUCUGUAGAAGACUUCAGAGAUGCUGGGGACUUGUCUGGUGGUUGUCUGUAAAUUUAUGUGCAGUCUAUUUGUUUGAGUAUGUUGCACAAGGUUGUGCUGCAAAAGUACGACCGAAAUCCGAAUAUAACAAAGGAUGCCCAGAACUUUUUGCCGCCCUCUCGUUUUGCUAUCAAUCAGGGGUAUUUGUGUCCAGGUCAUCUGUGCAAUUAUUUCAAAUCAGAAGAGUGGAAAUACUUUCAUUUUUACAACUUCUUAAUAUGAUUUUAUGGAUAAUUGAUGUUCAUUAUAAAUUCAUACCCGUCUAUCUUUUACCGGCGUUGAUGAUCUAUGUGGGCCUUUUGGGUGGGGCCUCCUAUGUCAACAUAUUUUAUCUACUGCUGCAUGAGGAUAAAUACCCAGAAGAAGACAGGGAAUUCUGUAUAAACAUUACAUCACUCUUCAUUACUGGAGGGAUAGUUUUAGGAACCGGAUUAGAAACUGCUCUUUUCAACACUGUGCUGAAAAGUGAUUAGCAAAGAUCAGACUUUUUUUUCUCCAAUAUGACUUUGGACAUAAAGCAAAUUCUAUAGAUUUGACAUUUGUGUACACAAUGUGGUGCUAUUGAAACAAUACUCAUCCUUCAUUUCAUAAAAUUAUUUUUCAAGUUAAAUUUCAUUUACUUUUAAUAGAAUUGAGAUUUUUAUACAUAGUUAUAUUUUUUUCUUGUAUCAAUAACUUUCAGUAGUUUUUUUAAAAAAUACUUAAACCAUGCUAUAUGUGCCAAUGUUUGUAA
This is a messenger RNA of Saccostrea cuccullata (small rock oyster), 1584 nucleotides long. RefSeq names its product battenin-like. The coding region runs from base 128 to 1324 and encodes 398 amino acids. The record is from RefSeq and is a predicted model, not a curated record. The transcript is spliced from 15 exons. NCBI's taxonomy places the organism in Eukaryota, Metazoa, Mollusca, Bivalvia, Ostreida, Ostreidae. Gene Ontology annotation, cellular component: membrane.